AUGAGAUUCUCUAUCUAUUCCAUUGCAGUCAUGACUUCAGUGUCCGGGGUCCUGGCUCAAGAUCCAGGUCCAUCUCCUACUGCUUCAAUGGGCUGUGAGCCACACGGAGACCAUUGGCACUGUGACGGCCCAGCCUCAUCAGCUGUCUUCUCGGUUACAUCCACGGCAAACGAGAUAGAAGUAGGCGCAACUACUAUUCAUACUUCUCCCACACUACCUAGUCCUACCGAGUCUGUUGGCUGCGAGCCACAUGGAGACCAUUGGCACUGUGACGGCCCAGCUUCAUCAGCUGCCUCCUCAGUUACAUCAACAGCAAACAAAGUCGAAGUGAGCACCACCAUUACUCAUGCUUCUCCCACAAUGCCUAGUCCUACCGAGUCUGUUGGCUGCGAGCCGCAUAAUGACCACUGGCACUGCGAUGGACCGGCUGAGACGACUAGUGCAUCUGCGAGUGCAUCUGCGAGUGUUUCUACAAAUUCUGGAGACCAGGAAGGCAGUGUUGGAGCAAACGGCGUCCAGCUUUUCCUGCUUGUUGGAUUGUCGCUUCUCGCUGCUAGCGUGAAUGUUUAA
Messenger RNA from Penicillium vulpinum, 570 nucleotides. RefSeq lists its product as uncharacterized. The record is from RefSeq and is a predicted model, not a curated record. NCBI's taxonomy places the organism in Eukaryota, Fungi, Ascomycota, Eurotiomycetes, Eurotiales, Aspergillaceae. The transcript has 3 exons. Bases 1 to 570 code for a protein of 189 amino acids.